Molecule: messenger RNA, 1010 nt
Organism: Caenorhabditis angaria
Lineage: Eukaryota; Metazoa; Nematoda; Chromadorea; Rhabditida; Rhabditidae
Source: the annotation of a GenBank genome assembly
AUGUUUGUGUUCCGUGUCCUAAACACGGUUCCAUAUACAAAUCGCGCUGGCGCGAAAGACCUAGUCGCAAGCAUCCACUCAUUCUUCACCUCAAACAUCCUCGUCGGCCUAGCUGUUCUAAUAUCAUGGAAACAAUUCGGUGGAACACCAAUCGAAUGUAUGGUUCCACUAGAUUUCACCAACGCAUGGGUUCAAUAUUCGAAUAAUUAUUGUUGGGCUCAACCAACAUAUUUCAUCCCAUUCACAGCUCCAUUAGUCGAAGAAAUAACACCAGCUGAUGUUGUUGUCGAUGGAAUGGCAAGAGGAAAUGGUGAACCAAGAAUUGUGAAGAAAGGCGGCGAAAAAGUUUCGUAUUAUCAAUGGAUGUCAUUUUUCUUGCUUUUUGAAGCUGCUUGUUUUCGACUUCCAUGUUUUAUUUGGAAAUAUUUUGCGAGUCAAAGUGGAAUGCAAGUUGGAGAAAUUCUUCGAGUUUCGAGCGAUGAAAAUAAUGCAGUUCCACUUGUCAAAAAAGCCAAUAUCACUGCUUUAUGUAUUCAUUUGAAAGGUGUUCUUCGAUUUCAAAAACGCUUGAAGCUUGUGAGUAAUUGAAAUGGAAUUCACCUCAAAAAAUUAAUUAUCUCAAAAAAAAUUCCAGAAAAACAUAGUUCCUCACAAAUUCCUGCGAUUUUUGAACAUCAAAUAUUCCGCCUAUUACGUCACUUUCAUUUAUUUUGUGGCGAAACUCGCAUUUUUGGGAAACGUCAUUUUGCAAUCCAAACUUCUCACUCACUAUAUGUUGCCAACUGAAAAACAGUCGAGAUUCGGGUUUGAUAUGUGGAAGAAUAUAUUUUGGGGAAAUGGGGGAAAUGAAACGUGGCGGGAGAAUGGCGUUUUUCCAAGGGUUACUUUGUGCGAUUUUCAGGUGAGGGUUGGAAAUGAAAUGAAAUUUUUGGGAAAAAAUCAUUUCAAAAAAUCAAGAAAUUUUGAAAUGGCAGCCUAAAAAGAAUAUUGUUAUGACGUGGCAAAGUUGA